UGAUGAUCCGAGUGACCAGGUCAAAAACGUCAAACAUUUUCUACGGAGUAUAUUAAUUUGGAAAAGUGUUGGCAGCCGACAUUUGCUAUUCUCCAUCAUCAUUUGACUUUGGCCUGCACGUUGUCAUUUAUUCAGAAUUAUUCCUUCAUUCCGUCUACAAUUUUUGGUUGGGUGAUAUCAUCACAAUCAUCAUAAGAGAAAACGCCAUAGCUGGAGGAAGGAGAAAAAAGACAGAUGGCCGGAGAAAGGGUAGUGGGAGUGGCGGUGGAUUUUUCAGCGUGCAGCAAAAAAGCUCUGAAAUGGGCGGUUGAGAAUUUACUCCGGAAAGGGGAUCACCUUGUUCUCGUCACUGUUCGUCCUCAAGGCCACUACGAGGAAGGCGAGAUGCAGCUCUGGGAAACCACCGGUUCUCCUCUGAUUCCUAUAGCGGAAUUGACGGAUAGUCAUAUUAUGAACAAAUAUGGAGUCAGUCCAGAUGCAGAAACACUGGACAUUGUGACUACUGCAGCCAGGCAGAAAGAGAUUGUUGUUGUGAUGAAGAUAUUUUGGGGUGAUGCCAGGGAGAAGCUAUGUGAAGCAGUGGAUAAAGUUUAUUUGAGCUGUCUUGUUGUUGGGAAUAGAGGACUUGGCACACUCAAGAGGGCUAUCAUGGGUAGCGUCAGUAACUAUGUGGUGAAUAAUGCUUCUUGCCCAGUUACCAUUGUGAAGGGUUCUGUGAAUGAAUAACUCCUGGCUGGCGGACUGACCGUCUUCUGUUGUAUCCAUAUCUAUAUACCUUCACUAAUACGGAGUACUAAAUACAGUGACCUCUUGUUUGCUCUGUUAAAAUAUCUGUUUGUUUGUCAAAUAUAUGUAAUCAUUCGGUCAAGUGGCUGUUUUUGUUGGUCAUGUUUGUAUAUUGGAGAUUGAGAUUGUUGCCCCAUUAAUAAAAAUUGAAUAUCAGCAUUAGUAUGGCAUUUUUUCUUUAGGG
Molecule: messenger RNA, 970 nt
Organism: Cuscuta epithymum
Lineage: Eukaryota; Viridiplantae; Streptophyta; Magnoliopsida; Solanales; Convolvulaceae
Source: the annotation of a GenBank genome assembly